CACCUCGGCAACAAGAAUUCUGAUUUUCAGCGCUGCUUCGUAGCUCCGUGCUAGCAGCUGGAGGAUCGGGUACAUACAAUAGAAGAUCUUCAUUGAUGUAAAGGGCACGCCAGCGGGAGCGCUGCGAUAAAAACAAACCGCAGCUAUGUUUGGAGAUAUUCUCGCCAUGGCCAUGGAAACGGAAUCGCAGAUGCUGCAGGGGGAGCUAUCAAUAGUUUUGGUACUAGCCAGUCUUGUCGCCUCGUUUGGUUCAUCCUUCCAGUAUGGAUACAACGUUGCUUCAGUCAACUCUCCAGCACCAUUCAUGCGAGACUUUUACAACAAAACCUACAUUGAACGUUAUAAUGAGCCCAUACCAGAGAGCUUCCUGACUAUGUUGUGGUCAGUGACCGUAUCCAUGUUCCCACUCGGAGGCUUCCUUGGAGCUCUGAUGGUGGCGCCUCUGGUUAACAAUCUCGGCAGGAAGGGCACCCUCCUCUUCAACAACAUCUUCUCCAUCGUCCCGGCAAUCAUGAUGGGAUGCAGUGAGAUGGCCAAGUCCUAUGAGCUCAUAAUUGUGGCCAGGAUUAUAGUGGGAAUAUGUGCAGGUCUGUCGUCCAACGUAGUGCCAAUGUAUCUGGGCGAAAUCACACCCAGAAACUUGCGAGGAGCCAUUGGAAUCAUCCCACAGGUCUUCAUCACUUUUGGCAUCCUCGCUGCACAAGUGUUUGGCAUCAGGAGCUGCCUCGGCAACAAAACAGGCUGGACCCUCCUGCUCGGCUUGACAGCCGUUCCCGCUGUGUUCCAGUUGAUUUUCCUGCCGUUCUUCCCAGAGAGUCCCAGGUACCUCAUCUUCCAGAAGGACGACGAGAAGGCCGGCAUAAAAGCGUUGCAGUUUCUGCGUGGCCGUCGCGAUGUGGAGGCCGAGGUAGAGGACCUUGUUGUCGAGGUGAUAGUGGAGCAACUACAAUGUCGCAUGUCGGUGUUGUCCCUGCUGGCCCAGAGCUUUCUCCGCUGGCAGAUCGUCAUCAUCGUCGUUUUGAACCUGGGCCAGCAGCUGUCCGGGGUCAAUGCGAUCUACUACUACGCGGAUAGUAUUUAUAGAUCUGCCGGAGUGAAUGAGGAGGACGUCCAGUACGUUACAGUGGGAACAGGUGCAGUGAAUGUCUUCAUGACCAUAGCAGCUGUCUGCAUCGUGGAGUUCUCAGGUCGAAGGCUUCUUCUUCUUCUGGGAUUCGGGAUCUGCUGCGGGUCUUGUGUGGUGCUGACUGUGGCACUCAUCUUCCAGGAGAGCGUGCCAUGGCUAUCUUACAUCAGCAUCAUUUGUGUCAUCCUCUACGUUAUGGGACAUGCCAUCGGACCCAGCCCCGUUCCAAACGUGUUGACCACUGAGAUAUUCAUGCAUUCGGCUCGGCCAGCGGCCUUCAUGCUUGGUGGCUCCAUCCACUGGAUUUCCAACUUUAUUGUGGGCAUCAUUUUCCCCUACAUGGAGAGAGACCUAGGUCCCUUCAGCUUCCUUCUUUUUGCCGGCGUCUGCUUUGUGACGCUGAUCUUCAUCUUCAUCGCGGUGUUCGAAACCAAGCAGAAGAGCUUCCUGGAGAUUGCCAGGUUGUUUGACUAUAUGAACAAUAUGAACAAAGAGGACUCGAGAAAGAAUACAAGCAAAGAGGACUCCUCUGAAGAAGAUGACUAUGGGUGCUUGAGUCAAUAAAGAAACCCAAACCGUU
Gambusia affinis (western mosquitofish) is the source of this 1706-nucleotide messenger RNA. RefSeq names its product solute carrier family 2 member 1a (gene slc2a1a). Bases 146 to 1690 code for a protein of 514 amino acids. Gene Ontology annotation, biological process: monosaccharide transmembrane transport. Gene Ontology annotation, cellular component: membrane. Gene Ontology annotation, molecular function: hexose transmembrane transporter activity. NCBI's taxonomy places the organism in Eukaryota, Metazoa, Chordata, Actinopteri, Cyprinodontiformes, Poeciliidae. The transcript is spliced from 14 exons. The record is from RefSeq and is a predicted model, not a curated record.